CGACAACUUGUCGGCCUGACUCACCGAUUGGCCAAUUCAUUGUAACCCAAAAACACAGCAUAUAUAGCAGCUGUUUUUACCGAGCAUGGCUUAUUAUAAUACUUAGCAGUAUACUACGCAGUCGUGGUCCGCUUCUUCCAUUGGGUAUUCAAGUCGAAUUAUACCCCCUAUCACAACUUACAACUUACAAAAUAGUAUAAAAUGGAAAGUGAUGCCGAGAGCGAAAGUAGUUUCGAGCUACUUGACGAUGGCUCUCGUGACGGCGGAGAUGGCGGUAUCACUCCGACCGGCCUCACCCGAGCACAAGCCUUGAAUCUAUAUGUCAGCCAUGCUUUCUCGACUUGGAACGCUCGCGGUUAUGAGUUCGCGGCAGUACGUCUCCCGGAAGAAGCGGUUUGAUGAACGAAUCAAGUUCAUACCGGCUCACCACGUCGAUAGAUCCUCUUCACGGCAGCCGCAUAUCCUGAUACCCUUGUGGCGGCUGCGUUACGGCAAGUCUCCCCGACUACCCUAUGUUAACUAAACAUAUUCUAAGCUUGUUGUUAACACGGGCUUGCAGCAUGAUCAUAGUAUACUUUGCCAUGAUCCUGUUCUCCAGCUCGGUCGGGCAAUGGGUCCAGAAGUCUCCCAGCAGGCUCCGCACGUUGCUCUCAACUAUCGUUUGUAAUCGCGGCUCAGUUAUUCUCGGCUCCUUUUUCUGGAUCUUGAUAUUGAGCCAGGAGGAUCUGGUAGGACGCCAAGCAACCUUUGUGUUACCUGAAAACGCUAUCCUCAAGGGUAUGGGCUUCGCCAUCGCGGUGACGUUCGGUAUUAUCGAGCGUUUAAGUGCGUUCGGCAAUCUCAUCUCGAUAGAGCGAGAUUGGGUCGUCACCGUUGCUGCUCCUGCUGGUAACCCCUAUGACCUUACUCACCUAAAUGCUGUUAUGAGGAGGAUUGAUCUCGUCUGCAAACUAAUCUCACCUAUAUUAAUUUCAACCGUCAUCUCAGUCCUCGGGUCGAUUCGGUUAGGAGUGGUAUUCACGGGACUUACUAGUCUUAUUAGCAUCCCAAUCGAAGUCUUCUCUGCGAAGCGAGUGUGGAAUAGCAGCCCCUUGCUACAAGCACCACGUGCAAUACCUACCUCGCAGCCGGGCACGGCAACUCAAGAAACGUCAAGAUCGUGGAUAUCAAGGACUCGGCAGUACUUUCACGGCUUCGAGAUGUACUUCAGCACCUCCGUCUGGGUCCCGUCUGUCGCAUUAGCACUUCUACAUUUUAACAUGCUGACCUGGAGAGCUACAUUCAUCACCUAUCUAAUCAAUAUAGGUUACUCGCUUAAUAUAAUUACACUUGCCAGGGCUAUUGGUUCCGUAUUCGAGAUAAGCAGCACGGUUAUUACUCCCCGAGGUAUCGAUUACAUGGGGAAGACGCAUCACCACGCUUCGACGUCGCCCAUGGACGAAGAUGACGAGUCAGGGGUUCGGUUGAUCGCUAGUGAUCAGGAGGGAAACCGGGAUAUCCAAACCAUGAUAGGAUUGCAGCGGUUUGGGCUCUGGGGUAUAAGUUGGCAAAUAAUAAAUACCGUACCGGUUGUUCUAGCUCUAUGGGCAAUAUCGGCACAGCAAGACGAGGCAGAAAACCUAUUUGCUAUUAUCCGGAGGGUUAUCAACGAAAAUGUUCCACCCAAUGCGGGUUGGAGCGUCGUCUUAUUCUCGUUCCUGGCGUUCUCGCGGCUCGGUGUAUGGGUCUUCGACCUUACUACCCAGCAAUUGACGCAGACACUUGUCCCGGGACACCAACGGUCAAGUUUUGCGGGCACGGAGAACUCGAUCAUAAAUAUAUUCGAGCUCCUCGGCGCCGGUGCGGCCAUAGCCUUUCCCCGUACGGAGCAGUAUAGGUGGCUGGCAUUGGCGAGCCUGGUGUCCGUGCUAAUCAGCUGGAUCAUGUAUGCCGGCUGGGUCCGUCGACAGAGAGGCCACUUGAUUCACUGGGAGAAACUAGCUCGGGGGUUCUGUGUCAAUGAACGGGGCUGGUGAAUGGUCGAGGGGUAGAUACGGGGGUGGUCGACGAGCGACGCCAGAGAUGCACGAUAGCGUACAUGUCGUUGGAUGCCAGCGCCGUAUAUUGUCAAGUACCUUCCCGCCGUAAGUCAGGUUAGGUCCCAACGACUAAACACCCCUCCUCUUACCAUAGGCCACGAUCCUUUUUUUUUAACCCAACCCACGCACCGUAGCCUAUUUCAUCUUCUUCAACUAUUCGCACUCGUUCGUAUUCAGCCCCGUAUUUUCUAAACUUGUGAAUAUCUUUCUUGGUCAUUGCUUGUGAGUUGUAUAGUUGCCGAAUCUAAAUUCUAAUUCCCUCUUCUACAAACUCGCAAACUUCUCAAUCACAGCCAUCCUCGCAGCUAUCUUCAUAUCCAUCCUACUAGGUUACAGAUUUUCUUCAACUUCCGUUAUUAGCACAUCAGCUCCGACAUAGAAUUAUCUUCGCUUAAUUUACACGCACAAAAGCUUCUCGCGCUCAUGUCUUUCGCACCGAGAACUCCCUCUCCUACAACAACAUCAAAAUCUCUAGUUUGGCUAUAUUGUAUGCGACAAUUGCAAAAGGAAAUCUCUAGAAGACUUCAGUUGUGCACAUUGCCUAGCAGAGAAGAACAUGAUCGAGAUUGAUACAUUCGAAAACGAAUAGGAGGAGACAGAUUGCAAC
Daldinia decipiens is the source of this 2685-nucleotide messenger RNA. Its product is annotated as Ferroporti-1. Gene Ontology annotation, biological process: iron ion transmembrane transport. Gene Ontology annotation, molecular function: iron ion transmembrane transporter activity. Gene Ontology annotation, cellular component: membrane. The transcript is spliced from 2 exons. Lineage: Eukaryota; Fungi; Ascomycota; Sordariomycetes; Xylariales; Hypoxylaceae. The coding region runs from base 513 to 2015 and encodes 500 amino acids. The record is from RefSeq and is a predicted model, not a curated record.